AUGAUCACGUUUCUCUUACGUUGGUUAUUGCUUAUGUGUACAGUAAUAAUCCACUUAUCGAGUCCUGUACACGUAUCCCCGGCAACACACUAUCCACAGGGCUGGCGAGAUGCCCCGGGCUCGUUAAAUGAGUUUCCAGUUGGAGUUAUAAAGGGCAAAACGCAGACAAUCAUCGAUCCUUGGAAUUAUCUACAGAGAAUGGGAGUUUUUAAGCUUAUGGUCAAACACACGGAGCCUUUCUUUAAUUCCUGGGGGUAUAAUAACACUGGUAAUCUCCUCUGGGGAUUGCCGCUUCAGUUCGGAUGGCAAAAGAUAUCCGGUCGCCUUCGUGACAUGAGGAGCAACCAUGGUAAUGUUGGAUGUGGAGACUAUUACGUAUCUCCCAACAGCUGGUGGGCCGAUAUGAACUACUACCUCUCUGUGCUUCCUUUCUUGGGAGCCUUGAAUUCUGGGAUAUUCUCACCGCUUAAGUAUCCUUUGUAUAUCACCAAACCAGCGAACGUGAGCGAGAAAGUCAAACAAAAGUUCUGUACCAGUGUUGAAGAGUGCAAGGUAAAACAUGCUGAGGUGAUACAGGACUGGACAGAGUUUUUCCGGCGAGUUAAGGCUGCUUCUCCUGCAUCCGAUCACGAUGCCACAGUAGCACUGAUGUGGAAGGCGCACACUACAUCUAUUAAACAUGGUGAGUCAAUCAACAGUCCUAAAUCCAUCCACCCCAAAAAGGUCUCUUGUCUUACUGGAACAGGAUAGCGAAAUAAAAAAAACAAUCAGAUUUUGUCUAGCCUAACGGGCGUUAAAGCGUGGGUGGGGGGAAGGGGAAGAAAGACUAAGAAAAAGAAGAAAAAAAAGGGAGAAGGCAUUGGGGCGAGAAAGAUGGAAGGAACGCAUGCGUUUCCUUUCUUUUCUUUCUUACCCUCCCCUUCCCCUCUCCCCUUUAAGCAGGCUGGUUUUUUUUCCUUGAGUGCCCCUCCCCCAAGGGAACACCUAAGAAGCCAAUAGGAAUAGAUUCAGCUAGGGACGUUGUACCUUGGCUUUUGUGAGAUCUACGUUACGAGAGACUGCACCGAGGUACACAGGGAACCCAUCAGCUGGAGCGUCUGAAGACAAAAUUGUCAAGCUAUUUAUAAAAUGAUAUUCCUCCCCAGAAAACUCGCAGCGAAUCAAAGCAGUGUAAAAUCUACCCCAAAAGACGGCUAUUUUCACAGUGACGUGUUCUUUAACUACAGCUGAAUUUGCCAAUCCCACUGAGAUGUAUAAACAGUAGCCUUAAUUUGCACAUGAAAACUGCAAACUGAACGAUUCUGGUAUUUGUAGUCUUGACAGUUAUUCAUAACUUAUCGAAGUUCUGAUGUGAUAGUAGCUCCUCACGAAUUUUGAAUGUUUUGUCACUCCCUAGGGCUUCCCCUAUUCACUGAAGAAGCCAGUCUACUAUCAGAACCAGAGAAGAACUUUGGGGUAGGAUGGGCACUAUCGGUAGAGUUCAUUGCAGCUACCCAUUUUCAAACCAAUCUCAACGAUACGUGUCAACAGCAGUCAUCGUUGCCAUCAAGAAUCUUGAAGAAUGGUGACAUAACUCCCUUCAUCAAGGACCUCACCGGUGCUCAAAAUCGUGUAAUUUUGGCGAUAAACUUGUUUCGGAUCGUAAACACUGAAACCGAGGGAUUGCUGCUAAAAGUCUGGCGCAGAGCAAUGUGUUCACCACAGGGUCGCUCUAUUGGUUUAAAGCUGUUAGAGGACGUGGCAAAUAAACCUUGGAUCAUCCCUAGGAUGUUGAUAUCACUGCUCAAGGCCCUUUUUAAGUAUCCUUGCCAAUACAAACUGACGUUACCCAAUUGA
Molecule: messenger RNA, 1836 nt
Organism: Porites evermanni
Lineage: Eukaryota; Metazoa; Cnidaria; Anthozoa; Scleractinia; Poritidae
Source: the annotation of a GenBank genome assembly